Molecule: messenger RNA, 2574 nt
Organism: Prosopis cineraria
Lineage: Eukaryota; Viridiplantae; Streptophyta; Magnoliopsida; Fabales; Fabaceae
Product: 30-kDa cleavage and polyadenylation specificity factor 30
Exons: 7
Coding region: 94-2148 (684 amino acids)
Biological process (GO): regulation of mRNA splicing, via spliceosome; mRNA splicing, via spliceosome
Cellular component (GO): nucleoplasm
Molecular function (GO): mRNA binding; metal ion binding; N6-methyladenosine-containing RNA reader activity
Source: RefSeq, a predicted model, not a curated record
UGACCUUUUUUUGGGCCAACUGUCUUUUUGGUUCUUCCCUCAAAAUUCCUUCAAUAGCAUAGAGCCAACGACACCACUUGCUCCGUCCCUCAAAUGGAGGAUGCUGAAGGAGUCCUCAGCUUUGAUUUUGAAGGCGGUCUCGACACUGCUCCCGCCAACCCAGCUGCGCCAUCCGGACCUCUUGCCCCAUCCGAUUCUCCCGCUGUUGCCACCGCCGCAGCUAAUGGUGUUACCCCCGGUGCUGCCGACCCUGCUACAAACAAUAUUCCUGGCCGCCGGAGCUUCCGGCAGACGGUGUGCCGGCACUGGCUUCGUGGACUCUGCAUGAAGGGCGAUGCCUGCGGCUUCUUACACCAGUAUGACAAAGCGCGGAUGCCCGUUUGCCGGUUUUUUAGAUUAUAUGGGGAGUGUCGGGAGCAGGACUGCGUGUAUAAGCACACAAACGAAGAUAUCAAGGAGUGUAACAUGUACAAGUGGGGAUUUUGCCCCAAUGGUCCUGACUGCCGGUAUAGGCAUGCUAAAGUUCCUGGACCUCCCCCUCCUGUUGAGGAAGUGCUUCAAAAGAUUCAGCAUUUAUAUUCUUACAAUUAUGCAACCUCUAACAAAUUUUUCCAACAAAGAGGUUCUGGCUAUUCUCAACAAGCUGAAAAAUCUCAGUUUCCACAAGGUCCUAAUUCUGCAAACCAAGCUGUACCUGGAAAACCAUUAGCAGCAGAGUCAGGCAAUGCCCAGCAGCAGCAGCAACAGCCAAUACAACAGUCUCAGCAGCAGGGUGGCCAGAGUCAAAUACAAAACACUACUAAUGGCCAGCCCAGUCAGGCAAACAGAACAGCAACACCUUUACCUCAAGGAAUAUCUAGGUAUUUUAUUGUUAAAAGUUGCAACCGUGAAAAUUUGGAGCUAUCUGUUCAACAAGGAGUAUGGGCAACUCAAAGGAGCAAUGAGGCUAAACUGAAUGAAGCCUUUGACUCGGUGGAAAAUGUGAUAUUGAUUUUCUCAGUCAACAGAACUCGACAUUUUCAGGGUUGUGCAAAGAUGACAUCCAGAAUAGGGGGCUCUGCUACUGGGGGAAACUGGAAAUAUGCACAUGGAACUGCACAUUAUGGACGUAACUUCUCCGUCAAAUGGUUAAAGUUGUGUGAAUUGUCAUUUCACAAGACUCGCCAUUUAAGGAAUCCAUACAAUGAGAACUUACCAGUAAAGAUAAGUAGAGAUUGUCAAGAACUGGAGCCUUCUAUUGGUGAGCAGUUGGCAUCCUUGCUUUAUCUUGAGCCAGAUAGUGAACUUAUGGCUGCCUCACUUGCAGCAGAGUCUAAGAGAGAGGAAGAGAAGGCAAAGGGAGUGAAUCCAGAUAAUGGAGGAGAAAAUCCAGAUAUCGUUCCAUUUGAGGACAAUGAAGAGGAGGAAGAGGAGGAAAGUGAUGAAGAGGAGGAAAGCUUUGGCCCAGGUGUUGGGCCAGCUUCUCAAGGCCGAGGUAGGGGCCGAGGUAUGAUGUGGCCUCCCCACAUGCCUAUGGGGCGUGGAGCCAGGCCUCUACCAGGAAUGCAGGGUUUUCCCCCAGUAAUGAUGGGAGAUGGAUUAUCCUAUGGGCCAGUUACCCCUGAUGGCUUUGGUAUGCCAGAUCUAUUUGGUAUGGGCCCUCGUGGUUUUGGUCCCUAUGGUCCUAGGUUCUCUAAUGAUUUUGCAGGCCCCCCAGCAGCAAUGAUGUUUCGUGGGCGACCCUCACAACCCGGGAUGUUUCCAGGUGGUGGGUUUGGGAUGAUGAUGAAUCCAGCACGUGCUCCAUUUAUGGGCGGAAUGGGGGCUGCAGGUGCAAAUCCACCAAGGACCGGUAGACCAGGUGGCAUGCCUCCAAUGUUCAUGCCACCACCACAACAUCAGAACACUAACCGAGUUGCUAGGAGAGACCAAAGAACAAAUGAUCGGAAUGAUAGGUAUGGUCCAGGGCUAGAGAGCAAGGGUCCAGACAUGAUGAGUCAAUCAGGUGGACUUGAAGACGACAUGCAAUAUCAGCAAGGAUUCAACUCAGCCCAGGAGGAUCAGUAUGCUGUUGGAAACCACCUCAGAAAUGAGGAGAGUGAAAGUGAAGAUGAGGCGCCUCGAAGGUCUAGACAUGGCGAGGGGAAAAAGAGAAAGGGCGAAGUCUAGAAGAUGUUUAACCCAGACUAAUAAGUAGCAUAUGCUUUUCCCUGAACACAAGAUCGAAUUGCUGAUUCUCUAACCUGCAGGAGACAACUAUUCUUGCUUUAGGCUCGUUUUUUUUUUUUUUUUGCCCCCUGAAUUCUUUUAACGAAAUAAGACGAUCAGAUAUUAUGACCUCUUGUUUGCAUGACGAAGGGACCUUGGGGUGCAUCUGAAAAUAUUAUUUUAAAUUGUGUUUGCUAGUCAUUAGUUGUUUUUUGAUGUGAAUAUCUUUUAUAGGACGUUUACUAUUCAUGUAACAGUAUUGGAGUAUCAGAAUGAUAAUACAUAGUCGAACCUGAUGAAUCCGUUACACCAUGUGAUUUGUAAAGGUACUUUAUAUUAAUAUUAUAGUGCUCUGAAGAAACAGGCAAUUUAAAUUUACAUUUUACA